AUGGCUGUUUUCGUAAGGGUUAGUGCGUUGAUUUUCCUCUUAGAAAUAUUUGAACCAGGCGAAUGCAUAGCUGAGAAACGAGCUUUUUUUCGCAUUGUAAAUGGAAGAUAUUUGGCAAACAAUGUCAUCGCAAUAAACACAAAUGUUACAACCGAGUUCCAAUGCAUUGUGAAUUGCGUCGCGCAUGGAUCAUGUGUGUCGGUUAAUUACAAAACCUCUGGAAUCGGUAAAGGUCGAUGUGAGCUCAACAACAAGACCCUUAACGCAUCCGACGAUGAUGAAAGUACGAGAAAUCCUGAGUUCAAACACAUUUUUACGCCUCAAGAGAUGCAUCCAAGCAAUCCACAGAUAUCACAAAAUCUAUCCACAAGUAUUUUGACCUCGAAGAAUGGUGUUGGUGUGACAGAAAUUGGACAUAACAGUGAAUUAAGAACAUUUGUGAGUGGAUGUAAUCCUCCAGGUUGUUACAAGAGAAAGAUUGAAUAUGACAUUUCCAUGGAGCAGAUUGUUGCCAUUAUGAACCAGUCCAAAAAUUGCGAGCAGUUUAUAAAGUAUGAAUGUUACAGUAGCUUUUUCCACAAUGAUUAUGGUAAAAAAUUUGCUUGGUGGGUAUCACGUCAAGGUUCAAAGAUGAAUUACUGGGGUGGUGCGGCAGUCGACAGUGGAAAAUGUGCCUGUGGAAUGACCAACAGCUGUGUAGGAGGAGGAGGUGGAAGAAAAUGUAAUUGUGACAAGAAAUUCAAGGCAUGGCGUGAAGACAGUGGAUACCUGACAGACAAGAAUACGCUGCCCGUGGCUGAACUGAGAUUUGGUGAUACUGGUGAUAGAAGGGAGUAUGGCUAUUAUACACUCGGAAAAUUACGAUGCUGGGGUUAAAGAUUGAUACAAAACGCCUGAUGUAAUCUAUGUGAUUUUUGCUAUAGCCUAAAUAGUCAAAUGAAUUUUCUUUUUGCACUAACUUUAUCUGCAAAUUUUCACCGCACGGAACGAAGCACUAGACAGAUUUUGAACACUCUUGCAUCGUAAUAAAUAGUUAGUUGUAAAUAAUGUACAUCUUCAAACUACUUAUAUCUUGACAGUUAUGAUCUUUUAUCAGACAUACAGUCAGGAUUUAGACCUCUUCACUCAACGUUAAUAGCUAUGCUUGCUUGAUGACACUGAUAAAUAGUGCAAAAAUAUGGACAGUGGGUUGA
Molecule: messenger RNA, 1193 nt
Organism: Dendronephthya gigantea
Lineage: Eukaryota; Metazoa; Cnidaria; Anthozoa; Malacalcyonacea; Nephtheidae
Product: neurexin-4-like
Exons: 3
Coding region: 1-876 (291 amino acids)
Source: RefSeq, a predicted model, not a curated record